Molecule: messenger RNA, 1352 nt
Organism: Tribolium madens (black flour beetle)
Lineage: Eukaryota; Metazoa; Arthropoda; Insecta; Coleoptera; Tenebrionidae
Exons: 7
Coding region: 112-1263 (383 amino acids)
Biological process (GO): sensory perception of smell; detection of chemical stimulus involved in sensory perception of smell
Cellular component (GO): plasma membrane
Molecular function (GO): odorant binding; olfactory receptor activity
Source: RefSeq, a predicted model, not a curated record
GGUGUCGUUCUUACAUUUCAUUCGUACUCCUAUAUGACUUAUCGGACUUCUCAUAAGAUUCCCACAGGAUUGUUUACAUUGAAAUUGGAUGAAAUUUGAAACAAAAACGAAAUGUCAGUAAGUGAAAUACGUAUAUGCCGUGUAACACGAAGAAUACUUCAAUAUAGUCAAAUAUGGCCGUCUGAUGACUACGAAAUGAAUCCCGGCAAAUGGUAUUAUUUCAGAGUUUUGACACUAAUGUUGACAACAAGUGUCUGGUUUUUCUGCAUUAUUAUGCACAUAGUUAUGGCAACACACAGUCAUCUUCAUUUACAUGUCAGCGAAGACGUCGCUUAUAUAGUCGUAUUUUGUGGUCUUUAUUACAUAACAUUUAACUAUGUGAAGAAUCAACAUAAAAUUGCAUUACUACUUCGCGAUUUAUCCAAUUUUGACAAAUUUGGAGUUCCACCUAAUUACAAAGCUGUUGAAACCAAAUUAGGAUUUUUUUCAAAAUUUCUUUUUGGUUAUGUCACUGCAGCUGGAGUGGUUUACAAUUUUAUGAGAUUUAUUGAGAAAGGAGAAUGUGAAACCACUACAGGAAAAGAGUUUAAUGAAGUUUGUGGUUUAAUGUCACCACUUUGGAUACCGGUCAGUUUAAACAAUAACAGUUUAAUCUAUUGCAUGAUAUUUUUAUACGUGUUGAUCUGCUCACAAAUGGUUAUCAAGGUUGGUUUAAUGAUUUCAUAUCAUGCAACAGAAAUGGCACACCAUGUUAUUCUAAGAAUAAAUCAUUUGAAAUUGAUGAUUACCAAAUGCUUUGAUUUAGAGACUAACGAACUGCAACGAAGAAAAUUCAAACAAUGUAUUUUAUAUCACUCAGAAAUACUAGAGUUUGCUUCUAGGUUAGACGACUGUUUUUCUACGGGAAUGUUCACUCAUAUUUUUAUGACUGGAGCAAUUUUUGCUUGUAUAGAAAAACAGUUUGUUGAUGGUGAUCAUCGGUUUUGCGCUGCAUUACAUUUUAUUGGGUGGGUUUUGACACUAUUUGUUUCUUGUCUUGGAGGACAACAUCUAAUCAAUGCUAGCGAAUCAAUUCCUGACUCAAUUUGGUCUUCACAAUGGUACAAGACUGAUAAAAAGCUACGUAAAGAUUUGUCAUUUAUGCUUAUGAGGUGUCAAAAAAGUUUAAAAAUUAGAGCUGGACCGUUUGGUGUUUUGUCAUAUCCACUUCUUGUAUCGGUACUGAAAAUGUCUUAUUCCAUGCUAUGUAUGCUUAGAUCGUGAAAUUAUGUUUUACGUUUACUGUUUUUAGCUGUGACGCACUUUCAGCAAAAGUUUAAUCAAAUGUAUUUGCACUAAUUUACAUGGUAGGU